AUGAAAAUUAAAUAUAAAAUAAAACUUUUAAUUUUUUUUUUGUAUUAUUUCAUAUUUAAAAAUUAUAUAUCAGAAAAUAGUAUUAGAAAAUAUGUUUCUUUCAUUAGAUUAGUAUAUUCUUAUUCUAAAAAGAAGGUGUGUACUUCUUCAGCAGAUGAUUCAACAUGUCGCACUGUUGUUUUUGGACAAUUAGAUGUUUCUAAUAAUUCUGUAUUAAGAUUGAAAAUAUUGAGACCUGAGGGAAAAGGGUAUUUUUUAACUAUUAGAAGAGAUUAUGUUGUAAUUUCUUACUAUCUAAAAUAUAUAAAGGAUAUUCCUUUAAAAUAUAGAGAAGUAGUAGACUUAUUUAAUAAUCAUAAAUAUGAAAAGUAUUCUGCAAAAGAAAUAGAAGAAUAUACUUAUAAAUGUAAUAUCCGUAGAAUUGAAGAUAUAAAAAAGAAUGUUGGAAAUUUCCCAUCUUAUUUUCUUGAGUAUAUGAGAGGAGAAUCAUGCAAAUGUCCAUCUUUUAAUCUUUUUAAAAAUGAUAAUUUUAUAAAAAGAGCAAAAUUAAAAUGUAAUUAUUUCAAUAUGUUAUUUACUGAUUCUGCUAUAGUUUAUAGCAGACAUUGUGCAAUAAUGGAUUUAUUUUAUUUUUCCGUUUAUGAUAUAGAUUAUCCUCCUAUAUUUAACACUUAUGUUGAUAUAACAUUGCAAGAAUAUUCGUACGAUGAUGUAACUAGUGUUUUGAAUAAUAAAAAUGAUUUAGUUACUAAAGAAAAAAAAUAUCAAUUAAAUGAUGCUAUGACUGAAAUUAGAGAUGAUUACUUUGACGUUUGGAUAUUUUUAAGAAGUGAAUCUCAUGGAAAAAGAAGCUUAGUUAAUUUAUCAAAUGACUAUAUUUUAAUUCCAUCUUCACCUAAAAAUAACUCAGAUGUAAUAUCAAGUGAUGUUACAAGAAAUUGUGGUUUAAAAGAAGAUUCUCCUCUACUAAAAGGAUGUGACUAUAAUGAAAUGUGCAAUGUUAUUCAUCCUUGUUUAAGAAAAGCAUUAAUGUUGCCAAAACAUCUCUUUGAUUUAAGUGGAAAAACAUGCAAUAAAUUAGGAGUAUCCUUAAACAAAUGGAGAGAUGGAGGAGGAAAUUUCUGCGGUUCUUCUACAGGAUAUUGUUUAUCAGCUAGUCUUUUUAAGUAUUAUAAUGAACAUACAACGUCUAUUGGUAGAAAUUCUGCAUCGAAAUAUAAAAUUAAAAAUACCUAUGCUUCAGAAGCACAAACCAAAAUUUACAAUUCAGUUAAUUUACCUAACUAUUUGAAAGAUAAAAUAAAUAAUAAAAAUGAUAUAGAUAUAAAAGAUCUUGAUAAUAAAGUUUUUUAUAAUGAAUAUUCAGCAGCACAUAGCCAAUUUAUUGAUUAUAAAUAUAAUGGAAAUCAUUCAGUAGAAAUAAAGUUUGAAACAAAUGCUCUAGAAGUUUAUGAAAUACGACCAAUAUCAACUGCUACCAUUACACACAUUACUACACCGAAAAAUUGUUCUUCUAAUCAGUCUGACUCCAAAGGUUGUACAUUAAUUGUUCAUGUAUGGAAUAAUAAUAAAAAAAACGGUGCCAACUUUUCAUGUCAUGUGGUAUGUACCGAACAGGGAAGUGAAAAAUUAGCUAGCCAUGUUAGUCCUAUUGAUAAAGUGAAUGCAUAUAUUGAUGCUGAUAAAAAUUAUGCUUUUCAUUUUAUUAUUAGAUUUUUAAUAAAUAAACAAAUCAGAACAACUUGUAAAGCAAUUGUAAAAGAUGCAAAUGGAAGAGAGUGUUUUAAAGAAGAAUUUGAAUUAACAUCAAAAGAGACGAAACAUGUUAUUGAAUCCAAUAUAGAAGAAGAAAAAAUAGAAACAACUUUUACUAAAUACGAAAGUGAUAGUACUGAUACAGUUCCUCCUGUCAAAGAUACAUGUCAAUGUUCGGUUGAUUUAUUAUGCUAUUUAUUUAAUUUUAAAAAAUGUUCUUCCUAUUAUUCAAAUUUACUAAAAGAAUUCAUUGGAAAAUUUGUGACAUUAGGUAUUUUAAUUAUUAUUGCACCAUCUCUAAUACCUCUUCUUCCAUUCAUUAUUAAAUAUUUUUUUAAAUGUUUAUUUUUGCCAAUAAAAAUAUGCUCUUUUUGCACUACUAGAAAAAAUGAAAAUACACAAAAAUACAGAAAUAUUCAUAAAUACAAUAAAUAUGAAAAACACAGAAAAAAAAAAAAAAGUUUUUCGUCUUCUUCAAAUGAUACUAGUAGUUCUUCUAGUACUGAAAGUGUAAAAAAGUAUUCAUUAAAAAGAGGAAGAUCAAUGAAACAUAAAAGACACAAAGGAAAAAAAAAAAAAGAAAGAAAAAUAAGUUAUCUUAGUCAAUAUAGUGGUACAUCAUUAGAAAGUACCAUUACGUACUCAACCCCUUCUAUUGAAUCCAUUAGUCUAAAUGAAUCAGAUAUUUCCUCUAAUUCAUAUAAGCAUAAUUCUUCAAGAUACAAAAAGAAUACAAAAAAAUAUAAAAGUAGAAAUGCGUAUAAAAAAAAAAAUAAAUAUAAUGAAAUGUCAGAUUAUUCAUCUUAG
Messenger RNA from Plasmodium gallinaceum, 2562 nucleotides. RefSeq names its product male gamete fusion factor HAP2, putative (gene HAP2). The record is from RefSeq and is a predicted model, not a curated record. The coding region runs from base 1 to 2562 and encodes 853 amino acids. NCBI's taxonomy places the organism in Eukaryota, Apicomplexa, Aconoidasida, Haemosporida, Plasmodiidae. The transcript is spliced from 2 exons.